AUGAGAUCACCUUGGAUAUCAUUCCUGGCUUUAGGCGUGGCUUGCAGGACAAGCCAAGCGACUCCGACAACCACAGCCGGUUUCAAACUCCAGCCUUUUCAAAUUGAUCUUUCAUCAAAUCUCCCCCGAAUGCUGGACUUGGUUCGCACAACAAGACUUCCUGCGCAAUCACCAUACAUUAGUACUGGAUCUUCCGCAGGUAUAAGCCUCGGUGACCUGAAAGCCCUACAAGAUGAAUGGUUGACUACGUUCGACUGGAAGAAGGAGGAGAAGUCUCUGAACAAGUUCAAUCACUACACAGCUCAAAUUGAAGGGUUGGAUAUUCACUUCAUCCACGAAAGGUCGAGCUCAAAAGACGCUAUCCCACUAAUCUUACUUCAUGGGUGGCCCGGGUCUUUCUUGGAAUUUGCCCCCAUCAUCAAUGAGCUCACGAAGACGGCAAAGAGUGACUCGGGGAAACAGAUUGCUUUCGAUGUUAUUGUCCCUUCGCUGCCAGGAUUUGCCUUUUCUUCUGCUCCGCCCACCAACUGGACAAUUGAUGACUCUGCCCGAGUGUUCAAUACGCUUCUAAAAGACGUCCUAGGAUAUGAAAGCUACGCUGUCUUUGGUACUGACUGGGGCAGUGGGGUCGCAUACUCGAUGUAUGAUCAAUUCAACACGACGGUCCGCGCGGCUCAUUUGGCUUUCCUUCCCUUUUACCCGCUGAACUUGGAACAACUAGCCGCUGAAAACAUCACAUUGUCUUCUUUAGAAGGGGUUGAGGAAGCGAACACGAUAGAAUGGACCAAUUCAGGCACUGGGUAUUUUUCGGAACAAACUACAAAGCCCAAUACUAUUGGACUGGCUUUAUAUGAUAGUCCAGUAGGACAACUUGCAUGGAUUGGGGAGAAAUUCUUGAAUUGGUCCGAUCCAAAUGCUGGACAUGGCCCCUCUUUAUUGAGUCACAAUGAGAUUCUUCGCAGCGUAUCUCUUUAUUUCCUCACAGAAACCUUUGCCUCAUCCGUGGUGAUAUAUGCACAGAAUCCGCAUGGCUUCCGCUCUGUAUACUCAAAAGCAAAUAACGAUGCACCAUUGCUUUUCAGCGCAUUCAAGUAUAAUCCAGGAUUUUGGCCGCCAGCAUUAGUUGCAAAGGUCGGGAAUCUUGUCUACUACAAAAAUCAUGAGUUCGGUGGCCACUUCCCCGGCGUUGACAAUCCCGAUGCUUUGUUAGCAGAUCUGCGGCAGAUUGGAGAAUUCUGGGAAGUCUUGCCCUAG
Molecule: messenger RNA, 1254 nt
Organism: Penicillium salamii
Lineage: Eukaryota; Fungi; Ascomycota; Eurotiomycetes; Eurotiales; Aspergillaceae
Source: the annotation of a GenBank genome assembly